AUGGCGUCAAGGCCCACUUUGGAGGAAAUCAACGAUGAUGACAUCGACAACAUGGACAUGGAUAUCGCACAGUUCGAUCCAAGUCUCCGCACGCCUUUGGCACCAGUGCAAAAGCCGGUGAUUACGAGGUCCCAAGACCAGGAAAUAAACACCCCAGGAUCCCAAAACUUCGCUGACCUUUCGCAAAGACCCGCUUCUGCGUCAACUGCGGGGAAAAAGAACGAUAUUGUGGACCCAUCCAAGUUCUCCGACGAGGAAAAGGGCGAGUUUCGCCAGCUACAGGUCAUUUAUCCAUGUUAUUUCGACGUGAACAGGUCCCACGGCGAAGGCCGGAGGGUCAGCGUGGAACUUGCUGUUUCAAACCCAUUGGCAAAAACAAUCAGUGACGCGUGCCGUCUGUUGGGUGUGCCUGUCUUGCUCGAGCUUGAUAAAUCGCACCCGCAGGAUUUCGGCAAUCCGGGGCGAGUGAAGGUUCAGCUUAAAAAAGAGGGGAAAGCAAUAAAUAGCAUGUACCCGACGAAAAGAUCGCUCAUGCUGGCCAUCUCCAAGUUCUUGCAGGCGCACCCCACCACUAUAGCCAGUAUCAGUAAAGAGAGCGGAAUCCCGUAUCCAAAAGAGUACGAGAUGGAUUUCACACCGGAGGAGUUGCCAAGAGUCAAGGGCUUCAAAAUGAAUACGAUUGUGCCAGUCCACUCGAACUUGACCUUGAAGCAUCCAAUGAUGAAGCUGAUAUACGACCCAGAGCCGGAGCCCGUGGAGGCCCCCAAACCGGUGAAGGCUCCCAAGAAGAAAAUGAUGAAGAUUAGAGGUUAG
Molecule: messenger RNA, 813 nt
Organism: Metschnikowia bicuspidata var. bicuspidata NRRL YB-4993
Lineage: Eukaryota; Fungi; Ascomycota; Pichiomycetes; Serinales; Metschnikowiaceae
Gene: SEC65
Product: RNA-binding signal recognition particle subunit
Exons: 1
Coding region: 1-813 (270 amino acids)
Biological process (GO): SRP-dependent cotranslational protein targeting to membrane, signal sequence recognition; SRP-dependent cotranslational protein targeting to membrane
Cellular component (GO): signal recognition particle, endoplasmic reticulum targeting
Molecular function (GO): 7S RNA binding
Source: RefSeq, a predicted model, not a curated record